Molecule: messenger RNA, 596 nt
Organism: Synchiropus splendidus (mandarinfish)
Lineage: Eukaryota; Metazoa; Chordata; Actinopteri; Syngnathiformes; Callionymidae
Gene: pclaf
Product: PCNA clamp associated factor
Exons: 4
Coding region: 93-449 (118 amino acids)
Biological process (GO): regulation of cell cycle; translesion synthesis
Cellular component (GO): nucleus
Molecular function (GO): chromatin binding
Source: RefSeq, a predicted model, not a curated record
CGAGAAAUCUCCCGCCCCUGACGCUGAUUAAAACAGGCGGGAGUCUCGAAAGCACAGCCAGCUCUAUCGCGCUCCCGAACUCCAGCAACACCAUGGUUCGAACUAAAGCCGACGCCGGAUCAGGAGCCGCUUCAUACAGGAAGGCUGUCGCAGCUUCUGCGCCGCGGAAAUCGUUGGGCUCCAACUCGUCCAGCUCUUCUCGAGACAGCCAGGCCACAACACCAGGAAAAAACAAAUAUGCGGGAGGCAACCCUGUCUGUCCUCGCCCCACUCCCACCUGGCAGAAGGGAAUAGGGGAUUUCUUCGGGGGUCCUGGAAGGAAACCGGAGAAGGAGAACCAAACGCCCCAUGAGGAAGAUGAUGAUGACGAGGAGGCAGGAGGCAGUGGAGUGGCGACCAGCAGCAGGAAGGCCCGUCCCCUACCUGCUGAGGACGAGGAUGACGACUGAAGUCCCUUUUGUUUUGUAAAUAGUUCUGAUUUGUACAUUUAUUAGUUUUAAAUGUUCCUCAUUAAAAUGUGCGUGUUUUACAUCUGCAGUUGAUGUUCUGUACAUUCAUUCAUGUCCACACGUUUCCCAUUAAAGUGCUCAUAUUUU